Molecule: messenger RNA, 276 nt
Organism: Daldinia vernicosa
Lineage: Eukaryota; Fungi; Ascomycota; Sordariomycetes; Xylariales; Hypoxylaceae
Product: Acylphosphatase
Exons: 4
Coding region: 1-276 (91 amino acids)
Molecular function (GO): acylphosphatase activity
Source: RefSeq, a predicted model, not a curated record
AUGGCACAAAGAGUCUACUUUCUCGUCCACGGUCGAGUUCAAGGCGUGAGCUACCGCUAUUUUGCGCAGAAGAAAGCAGUAGAACACAGUAUUACCGGGUGGUGUCGAAAUACAGACCAUGGGAAGGUUGAAGGCGAGGCCCAAGGACACGAGGAUUCUAUCACAUCAUUCCUAAAGGAACUCGAUAAAGGCCCAAGGGGUGCCCACGUUGUCAAGUUAGACAAGGAACCCCGAGACGUACAGGAAGGGGAGGCACAUUUCGAGGUACGAAGAUAG